This is a messenger RNA of Hirundo rustica (Barn swallow), 2227 nucleotides long. RefSeq names its product tubulin epsilon and delta complex 1 (gene TEDC1). The record is from RefSeq and is a predicted model, not a curated record. NCBI's taxonomy places the organism in Eukaryota, Metazoa, Chordata, Aves, Passeriformes, Hirundinidae. The transcript has 8 exons. The coding region runs from base 1 to 1341 and encodes 446 amino acids.
AUGGGCGGGCGGCAGCGGCAGCAGCACCGGCAGCAGGCCCCGGCGCUGCCCGCCGCCGUCGGGGCGCUGUGCCGGGCCCUUCCGCCCCGCGCCCGGCCCGCCCCCGACACCCUGCGCCGCGCCAGGUUCGACCGGCCGCAGGCGAGCCUGGACUUCUGGAGGUUGCUGUAUGUGCUUCUGAAGCAGAUCCACGGGGGCGGGUGGACGGAGUCUGAUGCCAUAGGUGCCCAGGUGAGGUUUGUGAAGUCGGCGCUGUGGUUCCACGGCUACGGACGGCCUCAGCUCCAGCGGCUCCCCGCUGACGGCUCCGCGGGCAGUCGGGAGCUGCUGCUGGCCUUCUCCUGGCUGCUGCACAGGCUGGGCCUCCUGGAGCAGCUCCUGGCUCGGAACAGACUGCAGACUGGGGAUGAGGCCUCCGUGUGCACGUGUGAAGAUGAGCUGCCCAGCAUCCAGGAAGAUACAGCUGAAGCAGGGCCUGAAGACAGAGUGGAUGUUCGAUACCUGCAAUGGUUAAACGGGAGGCUGAGGUUGCAGUGGUGCAGUUUGCACGCUCAGCACCAAGAGCAAUGCAAACUUUUGCACAAGAUCCACUUAUUCACAAGUGGCUCCCACAUGGACCAGAACCUCGGACAUUUUUCUGUCACAGAAACAGAUCUCAUUAGACAACCAGAGAACUACAAGCAGCUGUUACAGCUCCUGGAGUCUGAGACCAUGCAGCUGGAAGCCUUUCUGGAAUGGAAGCAACUGGAGCCAAUUUACUGGCAGUGGAUGGAAACGGUGUUGGAUAAUAUGGCUGAGGAAGGAAAUAUGUGUGAGUCCCAGGGUGCUCAUGUGGAGAAAAAGAGGCUGCCAGAGGUGAACUCCUGCUGCCCCUGGGCUGACAAGCUGACUGGGCAAAUGGACAGAUUAUCCAGAGACCUAAUGGCUCUCCAAGAGCAGCUGCAUCAGCUCGUAGCUCAGCGGAAGGCUCUGUGGUGGGAGAAGGUGGCAGCAAGAGAAGAACUACAGAAGGAGAGGUUCUCUGCCACUGCUAGAAAGAUACAGGAAAGUGUUGAACUGAAACUGAGAAGUCUCACGUCCCUUUGCGCUCCAAAGAAAAAUGAAACGCACGGUUUGUGCAGGCUGGUGCUGAGGAACAAACACCCUGCCAGCAAAAUGGGCUUGGGUGGGUGUGUGUCCAAGGAGGCUGUUUCAGCUGUCAGUGCUGCAGAGGUGAUCAGAGAGCUGCAGGUGAGAGAGGCCAGCCUGCAGAGAGAGCUGGAGCAGCUGCGGCAGGAGUGCCGGCACCGGCUGGAUGAAAUCGCAGGAGGCUUGGAGGGAGUGAUUUGUAUCUCCCAUUGAGGAGAGACACCUGGGCUGAGAGAAGCAAAGGAAUAGGGUGGCUUGGUCACGUUGUGCAGCUUGGUAGGGGGGAGUGUGAGCUGAGGAACCAAAUGUAAUUUCUAAUUCCUCAGCCUGGGAAUCAUAACUUGUCACUGCUUUGUGAGUUGUACUGGGGCCACAACCUCGGUGCUCUCUCUGCAGCCUCUUUAUUGCUAACCUUGCCAAUUAAAUUCUGCAUUAGGCCUUGGUGGGAGUGUGCAUAAAUCUCCCUUUUAUCUUCUGGAUUUCUAGUUCUUCUGCCAAGCACUGGGCUCUUUUACAGCGCUCAGCUGCUAGGCGCGGCAUACAUUGAGGCUCUGCAUUGAAGUACUAAUUGCACUCGAUAUUUUCCAGCAAUUGGAAGGGUUCAUUAGUCAGAAAAAUCCAGGUAUUGGAGAACAUGAAGAAUACCAAGGCUUUGAGAGAUUGGAAAUAUUCAAGAAAGUGUGUUGUUUUAAUUCAGCUGCUUGGAGUAUUUGUGGCUGCUCUAAUGCAGUCACAAUAAAGAAAAACAAAUGCCUAAUAAUAAAUAAAGCACUGCACUGAUUUCAUUUACUGGUGUGAUGCACUUGAAGUAAUUGGGUUCUCAAAGAGAACAAACUAGAAACCCAUUCCAUCAGGUCACAAUGAGAUGGAUAACUUAUGGGCCUGCUGUAGGAAGUUUCUGUGAUACAGAAAUACAGAAAGACCUUAACUUGCAAGCUUGAGGAGUCUCCAAGCUCUGUCCCUGAAGGCUUCCUUCCUUGGAACAGUGAAAUGCUUUUCUUUUGGCCUUAAUUUCCUACCCUUUUCUGGUCUGCUUUCACUAAGGAAUAUUUUUAUGUUCUAGUUGUACACUUUGAUGAAUAAAUAAUAUUUAAAGAAA